AUGUCUCAUACUGCUACCGUCAUGUCAAACCCACAGCCAGAGGAGAAAAAGAAGCAUCGCAGCCUCGGCCGCCUACUUGGCAAAAGAGACAAGACCCCAGAACGCCCUGACCCUCUUCCUGAUUCUGCAUACGGGAGCUCAGAAGCCAAUAGUGCGGAUGGCCCCGUGGCACGAGAAGAAACCCCCGAAGUCGUCUCCGCCGAGAAGAACAGUGAGAUAGCCAACAUCGAUCAGGAUCGAAACUUGGCUCUCAGGCCUUCCACCGGCGAGGUCUUUGAUGAAGACACGGGCGAAGUGGUGACCGUGGUGACGACCACCACGACAACCACCACUACUACAACCACAAAAGGGGGAAGGAAGCAACAAGAUGUACAAAAAGAUGUCAAGCGAGAGGUGCAACGCAGUCCAAAUCGGCCCAUGCUGCAGGAAAUGCCUGCGGAACCAUCAGGGUUCGAGCCCGGAGCAGCACCACCUACCACGACAUCUACAAGCACAGCCCAAGGGGGUCGAGCACCAGCACCAGCACCAGUAUCCAAUGGACGGUUGUCUGCCGAUCUACCUCCCGUGCCAGUCAAAAGUGCCAUGCGCAAAUCUGGCGAGAUGCGUCGAGGCAUGCCAGGAUCAAUGCCUGUCGACGACACACCUGUGAGCCCUGUAGACGGUCAUUUCGCAGGACACACAGGUAUGACGCCUCCCGAAAGCCCAUCGCGGCCCAAUUUCAGCUAUCCAAAGCGAUCCUCUCUAAAGACAAUAGACCAGCCAAUGAAACAUAACCAGAGUACGAUCAACGAUUUGAAAGCGGCCGCCAAAGGCAUUCACGGUGUAGGAGAAACUCUUCGCGGAACGUUCAGUUCCACUAUCGACAAACGCUUCCCGUCGAAGAAUGCUGAGAAGGCAGCCGUCAAGAAUGCUCGGAACGAUGAGAUUCUGCAGAAAGGUCGAGCCGAGAUGGAAGGCGUCCCAGGUGGAUGGCCGGGCUACGAACACAAGCCUGUCGAUGCGACCUCUUACCACGAACCCACCACUGUCCCCGUGAAUGAGGCACCCAGAACCACCACGCCGCCCGGAAAGGAGUCGAAAGGUAUCGGCAAACUUUUCAAGAGAAAGCCAGUGGCUGAACAAGGUAUGGAAACAAGGUGA
Molecule: messenger RNA, 1140 nt
Organism: Exophiala oligosperma
Lineage: Eukaryota; Fungi; Ascomycota; Eurotiomycetes; Chaetothyriales; Herpotrichiellaceae
Exons: 2
Coding region: 1-1140 (379 amino acids)
Source: RefSeq, a predicted model, not a curated record